GUGAUUUUCUCAGUGAGUGCUGCCUCACUUACCUAAAUAGCAUUUUAUUAUGAAUUCACUGCUUUUCUUUGAAUUUUGAUUUUGCCAACAGAUUACCAAACAGGCUAGUGUUGAGUCUGAGCGCACAUGUGAGGUCACAUUAAAUCCGAUGGUGGGCCAAAAAUGUUACUUUUUAUUUUAUUGUUUUAUUUAUUUACUUUAUAUACUAUACUUUGUUUAAGCUUUUUGAUGGAUUAAUCUGUUGCACGUAGGUUGUCGAUUGCUGGCAUGAUCUGGAUAACACCGAGUAUGACUGUUGGCCAUUAGAUAGCCCUAAUGAUUACAACAUGAUCAACUGUGGAGGUAAGUCCAACCCCAUUCAUUGUGUGGAAUUGACUGAAAGGAGGGAAGGCGGGCUGUUGUUGUAGUGCUAAUAAUUUGAUGGUCAGAAAGUGCAGAAAUAUUGCUUUGAUGAUUUCUGGUGUCAGUGGAUUCCUUAUCUUGGAGAAUACACACAAAAAGUCCUUCCUCAACAGUGUGUGUCUCUGUCUGCCUGCCUGCCUGCCUGCCUGCCUGUCUGUCUGUCUGUCUGUCUGUCUGUCUGUCUGUCUGUCUGUCUGUCUGUCUGUCUGUCUGUCUGUCUGUCUGUCUGUCUGUCUGUCUGUCUGUGUGUGUGUGUGUGUGUGUGUGUGUGUGUGUGUGUGUGUGUGUGUGUGUGUGUGUGUGUGUGUGUGUCCAGGGCUGGAGAUGUCGUGGGUGCUGCGGCCACCGGAGAAAGUGACGGACGGGGAGGAGUUCAAUGUCACCUACACCAUCACGGCAUCAGACGACUUCUACGAGUAUGCAGUCAAAAACAAAAUAUUCCAGUUCAGCAACGCCUCCGAAGCCAAAAGGUUCUGUGACAAGCACGACUGUCCCGCAAAUUGGAACAGCGCCAACGAGAUCAACUGUUGCAUUUACCAUGCCAACAUUCACUCCUGCCCUCUGGCUCUCAUGAGGCAUGGCGGUAUUUGUGGCCCGUGGAUCCCUGAUGACGGGAAGAUUGUGACACACACCGUGUCCAAAGCAGGAAAGAUGAGCCAAAAGUUCUGGACAUCAAAGGUGGUUCUGAUUCAUGUAGGAGUGACCUCAGUCAUUGCACAUAUCAAAAUUGGACAUAUGCAUGCAGCUCUGGAGUCCAAGGUGCUGGUUGUCAGUGCUCAAGUGUGUGGGGAUGACGUCUGCGAGCUGGAGGAGAACUGUCUCACAUGCCCGGCGGACUGUGGUGCCUGCCCCAUGUCCAUCACCAUCAAGGUGGCCAUCGGACUGCCCGUCACACUCUUCUUCGGUGGCUUCAUCUUAACCAUGGUGUGGUUCCAGUACCAGAAACAGAAGAUGUUUUGGGACGAAAGCUGGAUUAUCAACUAUAAAAAUAUAAUGUUUGGUAAAGUGUGUUACAUGGGCUUCUGCAGUACGGCCAGUCUCCAGCCGGUGAAGAGUAACUCCAGUGUGAGCCGAACUACAGACGUGACUGUCUGCACUGUGGUCAACACCACCUUCAAACAGAGCUUCAUCCAACCUGCCAUUUAUGAUGGAAGGACUGUAGCAGUGAAACACAUCCAGAAUAAACACUUCACCCUCUCCAAAACUAUCAGGAGGGAGGUGAAAGAAGUGAGGGAACUGGAUCACCCAAAUCUCUCCAAGUUUAUUGGUGGUUCCAUUGAGGUCCCCUACGUCAGUAUCAUCACUGAGUACUGCCCCAAAGGAAGCCUGGCUGAUGUCCUCCUGAAUGAGGAUGUGCCAAUCAACUGGGGGUUCAGGUUGUCCUUUGCUACUGACAUAGCCCGUGGAAUGGCUUAUCUCCACCAACACAAGAUGUUUCAUGGCAGACUUCACUCAAGGAAUUGCGUCAUUGACGACCGCUGGGUUUGCAAAAUCUCAGACUAUGGCCUGACAGCCUACAGAAAGGAUGACUUUGAGGUAGUCAGUAAUGGGUUCCACUGUGAGGAUACCUACCGUAUAUACUAUGCCCCUGAGGUCCUCCUGGGAAGCAGCUCUAAUGUCACUCCGGCUGCUGACAUUUACAGCUACUCUAUCAUCUUAGUUGAGAUUGCCACUCGCUCUGACCUCCUUUCAGACCAAACAGAGGGCGUGAAGUUGGAUAUCAUGUGGCGUCCUUCCCUGCCUGAACUGAAAGCUGGGAAAUCGGAUACUGAUUGUCCUGACCGGGGAGAUUACUGUGAGCUGAUCAAGAAGUGCUGGUCUCAAAAUGUCACAUUAAGGCCGACUUUUGAGCAGGUGAAGAAGAUGCUGGAUAAAAUGAACCCACACAAAGUCAGCCCUGUGGACAUGAUGAUGAAUCUGAUGGAAAAGUACAGUAAGCAUUUAGAGGCCAUUGUAGCAGAGAGAACACAGGAUCUUCUCCAAGAGAAACAAAAGACAGACUGUUUGCUAUACAGUAAGUACAUGAAACCACAAAUGGUCCACGAUAUGGCUUCUUACACUAUAUAUACAAAAGUAUGUGCACACCCCUUCAAAUUAGUGUAUUCUGCUAUUUUAGACACACCUGUUGCUAAAGGGUGUAUAUGUAUGUUACCAAAGCCGGUGGCCGAUGACCUUCGUCAGGGUCGCACAGCAGAGGCUCAGAGCUACUCCAAUGCCACAGUCUACUUCAGGCAGGUGUCAUUUCUCCUUGUUGGCAGUGACAUUGUGGGUUUCACAGAGCUCUCUGGCUCAAGCACUCCUCACCAGGUGGUGGACUUUCUAAAUCAGCUCUACACCACGUUUGAUGACAUCAUUGAUAAUUAUGAUGUCUACAAGGUGGAGACUAUAGGAGACGCUUACAUGGUGGUCUCUGGUGUUCCCAAUGAGAAUGGCAUAAACCAUGCGGGGGAGAUCGCCAGCAUGGCUCUGGGUCUGGUCAAUGUUUGCCAUGCCUUUAAAAUCCCACACAAACCCACCACGCAGUUGAGGAUACGAGCUGGCAUACACUCAGGACCCGUAGUUGCUGGUGUCGUGGGAACCAAAAUGCCACGGUAUUGCUUAUUCGGUGAUACAGUGAACACAGCAUCGCGGAUGGAAUCAACAAGCGAAGCUCUGAAGAUCCAGGUCAGUGGAGCCACUGCUGACCUGCUAAACACACUGGGAGGUUACACUCUGAUCUGCCGAGGAUCACUAAACGUCAAGGGAAAAGGUGAAAUGACGACAUGGUGGCUGGAAGCAAAGAAAGAAGAAUCCUCUGACCCACUCCUCAGAUCCACCGAGUUCAGAGGAGUCCCUGUGCCAGUUAGCAACUAGCCAACUACUAGCCUUCAUAGUCUCUGUCUGCAUAAUAUAGGGACCACAGUUUGUGUUUAACAGCUGUAUUGUGCAAUUGAUAUCAAAUAUAUUUCUAUACUGCCCGAGAGUCUUGGAGCUGUAUUGUGAGUUUGUACAGUGAUUUUAUGUUCUGGCAGUUAUUGUAUUUAUUCAUAUCCAUAUGGUGGAUAUAUACUUGAUAUGUGCACUCAUAUUAUACACUGCUCCAAAAAAUAAAGGGAACACUAAAAUAACACAUCCUAGAUCUGAAUGAAUGAAAUAUUCUUAUUAAUUUUUUAUUUUUUUUACAUAGUUGAAUGUGCUGACAACAAAAUCACACAAAAAUUAUCAAUGGAAAUCAAAUUUAUCAACCCAUGGAGGUCUGGAUUUGGAGUCAUUACUCAAAAUUUAAGUGGAAAACCACACUACAGGCUGAUCCAACUUCGAUGUAAUGUCCUUAAAACAAGUCAAAAUAAGGCUCAGUAGUGUGUGUGGCCUCCACGUGCCUAUAUGACCUCCCUACAACGCCUGGCGAUGCUCUUGAUGAGGUGGCUGAUGGUCUCCUGAGGGAUCUCCUCCCAGACCUGGACUAAAGCAUCCGCCAACUCCUGGACAGUCUGUGGUGCAACGUGGCGUUGGUGGAUGGAGCGAGACAUGAUGUCCCAGAUGUGCUCAAUUGGAUUCAGGUCUGGGGAACGGGCGGGCCAGUCCAUAGCAUCAAUGCCUUCCUCUUGCAGGAACUGCUGACACACUCCAGCCACAUGAGGUCUAGCAUUGUCUUGCAUUAGGAGGAACCCAGGGCCAACCGCACCAGCAUAUGGUCUCACAAGGGUUCUGAGGAUCUCAUCUCGGUACCUAAUGGCAGUCAGGCUACCUCUGGCGAGCACAUGGAGGUCUGUGCGGCCCCCCAAAGAAAUGCCACCACACACCAUGACUGACCCACCGCCAAACCGGUCAUGCUGGAGGAUGUUGCAGGCAGCAGAAUGUUCUCCACGGCAUCUCCAGACUGUCACGUCUGUCACAUGCGCUCAAUGUGAACCUGCUUUCAUCUGGGAAGAGCACAGGGCGCCAGUGGCGAAUUUGCCAAUCUUGGUGUUUUCUGGCAAAUGCCAAACGUCCUGCACGGUGUUGGGCUGUAAGCACAACCCCCACCUGUGGACGUCGGGCCCUCAUACCACCCUCAUGGAGUCUGUUUCUGACCGUUUGAGCAGACACAUGCACAUUUGUGGCCUGCUGGAGGUCAUUUUGCAGGGCUCUGGCAGUGCUCCUCCUGCUCCUACUUGCACAAAGGCGGAGGCAGCGGUCCUGCUGCUGGGUUGUUGCCCUCCUACGGCCUCCUCCACAUCUCCUGAUGUACUGGCCUGUCCCCUGGUAGCACCUCCAUGCUCUGGACACUACGCUGACAGACACAGCAAACCUUCUUGCCACAUCUCGCAUUGAUGUCCCAUCCUGGAUGAGCUGCACUACCUGAGCCACUUGUGUGGGUUGUAGACUCCGUCUCAUGCUACCACUAGAGUGAAAGCACCGCCAGCAUUCAAAAGUGACCAAAACAUCAGCCAGGAAGCAUAGGAACUGAGAAGUGGUCUGUGCUCCCCACCUGCAGAACCAUUCCUUUAUUGGGGGUGUCUUGCUAAAUGCCUAUAAUUUCCACCUGUUGUCUAUUCCAUUUGCACAACAGCAUGUGAAAUGUAUUGUCAAUCAGUGUUGCUGCCUAAGUGGACAGUUUGAUUUCACAGAAGUGUGAUUGACUUGGAGUUACAUUGUGUUGUUUAAGUGUUCCCUUUAUUUUUUUUAGCAGUGUAUAUUGUAAUGGAGAUGGAUGGGGGAGAGGGAAUAAGCACAAAAUUAGAUUAGCCAGUGUGGAAUUCAAACCACAAGUCACAUGAUUUUUUCUUGCGUCUCUAACAUUGCCGCCAACAAGUCUAAUGACGACCAGAAUCACACCCCAAAUGCCAUAGGAUAUCUGGAAAAUAAUCCAUUGCAGAGAGGUAGUCUAAUUGUCCACAUAGUCCAAUAUGAUGAAUUGAAAUGCACAGUGUUGUAGCAUAUACUAUAUUCUGAUAUUAUCUUUACCUGAUUUGAUUCCAUGUGUAAAAUACUGUAAGCACGUUAUUGUUCUGUAUUGCUAUGUAGCGCCUUUUGUUGGUAGGGAGGUUGUGUUUUCUGUUGCAUUUCCCACACACCUCAUUGCUACCAAAAUAAGAAUUAAACUGUGAUCCUUCUGAA
This is a messenger RNA of Oncorhynchus nerka (sockeye salmon), 5481 nucleotides long. RefSeq names its product atrial natriuretic peptide receptor 2-like. The coding region runs from base 421 to 3255 and encodes 944 amino acids. Gene Ontology annotation, cellular component: plasma membrane. The record is from RefSeq and is a predicted model, not a curated record. The transcript is spliced from 21 exons. Gene Ontology annotation, molecular function: protein kinase activity; peptide receptor activity; adenylate cyclase activity. Gene Ontology annotation, biological process: protein phosphorylation; cGMP biosynthetic process; receptor guanylyl cyclase signaling pathway. NCBI's taxonomy places the organism in Eukaryota, Metazoa, Chordata, Actinopteri, Salmoniformes, Salmonidae.